AUGUUGGCGACUGGAAGAGUUGUGGGCUACUGUAAGAUACCAGCGGAAGAAAUUUACUUCUCCGAAAAUGACGCUCUUUGUGGUGAAUGGUGCGGUCAGAUACGAGCAAUACCAAUGAAAUGGCCGACUGCAGCUGAUCGCAAGAGUAGAAAAGAAGAUUUUCCUGCUGUUAUUCAUGUGAAAAUGUGGUUUGGACGACGGGGAUUUGAUUGGUCAUGGAGAGAUGCGAUCAGACCAGCUGAGGUUAAAGCAUAUUUUGAGGUUUUUAGUUACCAG
Strongylus vulgaris is the source of this 276-nucleotide messenger RNA. The record is from the annotation of a GenBank genome assembly. Lineage: Eukaryota; Metazoa; Nematoda; Chromadorea; Rhabditida; Strongylidae.